Parus major (Great Tit) is the source of this 3904-nucleotide messenger RNA. RefSeq names its product IL2 inducible T cell kinase (gene ITK). Gene Ontology annotation, biological process: intracellular signal transduction; peptidyl-tyrosine autophosphorylation; T cell receptor signaling pathway. The transcript is spliced from 17 exons. Lineage: Eukaryota; Metazoa; Chordata; Aves; Passeriformes; Paridae. Gene Ontology annotation, molecular function: protein binding; ATP binding; non-membrane spanning protein tyrosine kinase activity. Bases 136 to 2031 code for a protein of 631 amino acids. The record is from RefSeq and is a predicted model, not a curated record.
AGGAAGCUUUGCUGUAGAUGGGAAGAUAAAGCUCAAAAGCACCUACGCUGCCUCUUGAACAUUUUUUUUUUUUUUAAUUAACUGUCUUCUUUCUCGUAUUUCUUUCUUUGACAGGGCACACAGCACAGACUCCCCAUGUCCUGGGAGACAAAUAUUCUUGGCUCAGCCAUGAAUAACUGUGUGCUCCUGGAGGAACUGCUGAUCAAGAAAUCCCAGCAGAAGAGAAGGACUUCACCCUCCAACUUCAAAGUGCGCUUCUUUGUCCUGACCAAAUCCAAGCUGGCUUACUACGAACAUCGCCACGGGAAAAAAAGGACUUUGAAGGGUUGUGUGGAACUUUCCAGGAUUAAAUGUGUGGAAAUUGUGAAAAGUGACAUCAUCAUUCCCUGUCAGUACAAAUACCCUUUCCAGAUUGUCCACGACAACUACAUCCUCUACGUGUUUGCCCCCAACCGCGAGAGCCGGCAGAGAUGGGUCCUCACGCUGAAGGAAGAAACCAGAUACAACAACAGUUUGGCUUCAAAGUGUCAUCCAGACUUUUGGUUAGAUGGCAAGUGGAGAUGCUGUGCUCAGACAGAGAAGAUGGCAGUUGGCUGUGUGGUAUAUGACCCCACCAAAAGCGCCUCAAAGAAACCUCUUCCUCCAACUCCUGAAGAUAACAGGAAAUUGUUGCUGGACCCAAAGGAAGCUGUGGUUAUUGCCAUAUAUGACUAUGAAGCCCAGAACCCACAAGAGCUGACAUUACAAUAUAAUGAGGAAUAUUAUGUGAUUGACAGCUCUGAGGAACAUUGGUGGCUGAUUCAAGAUAAGAAUGGGCAUGAAGGCUACGUGCCAAGCAGCUACCUGGUGGAAAAAUCACCCGAGAAUCUGCAAGUUUAUGAGUGGUACAAUAAGAACAUCAGCAGAAGCAAAGCAGAAACACUGCUCAGGGAUGAGGGUAGAGAAGGGGCCUUCAUGGUGAGAGAUUCGAGGCAGCCUGGCAUGUACACAGUCUCUGUUUUCACCAAAGCACUAAGCACAGACAACAAUCCUGUUAUAAAGCAUUAUCACAUCAAUGAGACAACUGACUUUCCCAAGCGGUACUACCUGGCAGAAAAGCACGUGUUUGACUCCAUCCCUGACCUCAUCAACUACCACCAGCACAAUGCAGCAGGUCUCGUGACACGGCUGCGGUACGCGGUCUCUUCCUGGAGGAAACAGGCUCCCAUCACCGCAGGGCUCAGCUACGGAAAAUUGGUCAUUAAUGCCUGUGAGCUCACCCGUGUGCAGGAGAUUGGCAGUGGUCAGUUUGGGGUGGUCUACCUUGGCUACUUGCUGGGCAAGACCAAAGUAGCCAUAAAGACCAUCCGUGAAGGAGCAAUGUCUGAGGAGGAUUUCAUCGAGGAAGCCAAAGUCUUGAUGAAGCUGUCUCACCCCAAGCUAGUCCAGCUUUAUGGUGUGUGCUUUGAGGAUGCUCCCAUCUGCCUGGUGUUCGAGUUCAUGGAGAAUGGCUGCUUGUCCGACUACCUCAGGAGCCAGCGGGGCAGCUUCUCCAAGGAAACCCUGCUGGGGAUGUGCCUGGAUGUGUGUGAAGGAAUGGCUUAUCUGGAGCAAAACUCUGUCAUCCACAGAGACCUGGCUGCCAGGAACUGCCUGGUGGGGGAAUCCCACGUGGUCAAAGUGUCCGACUUUGGGAUGUCGAGGAUUGUCCUGGAUGAUCAGUACACCAGCUCCACAGGUACCAAGUUUCCAGUCAAGUGGUCUGCCCCAGAGGUUUUCUCCUACAGCAACUAUAGCACCAAAUCUGACGUUUGGUCAUUCGGAGUGCUGAUGUGGGAGGUCUUCAGUGAAGGUAAAAUCCCCUAUGAGAAUCGCACCAAUGCAGAAGUGGUGGAAGAAAUCAACGCAGGAUUUCGGCUCUACAAACCCAAGCUGGCCUCCAAGACCAUUUAUGAGGUGAUGAGCCACUGCUGGAGGAUGGGGAAAGAUGAGCGGCCAUCCUUCUCUCUUCUGCUGUUUCAGCUGAGUGAAAUCUCUGAGUUUGAUGUGUAAUCAUGGCACUGUGUGCUCAGCACAGCUGAGUGUCCUGAGAAGAGAGAAGGCUGGAUUUUCCCCAGCACAGCAUUAACAGGAAUCCUCUCACCAUAAACAUCUGCCGUAUGCCUGGGGAGAAGGAGAGGCCAGAGGCUGGUACUUCCAGACAAACAAGAUAUCCCCAGGUCUUCCAGAGCUUAGACAGACACAGGCUUUGGUUUGGCCAAGAGUGUGGCUUGCAUCUUAAAACCAGAAGUGACUAUUGAGCAUGGAGUCCUGAACCACACAGUCCAGCAAGGGUGUUUCUCCCGAAGAAACAGCCUCAAAAUUAAGAGAUCUGACAUUGCUGUUCUACUUCUGUGAACUCCCAAAUGAAAGUCUUCCCUGGAGGAAGAUUAAAAAAAAAAGCUUUCUUUAAGUGAGCAGGAAUGUUUAGACAUUUCCCUGGAUCUCUAAUUCAGAGUGGGCUGGACCUGAAAGCUCUGAACAGGAAUAAGCCUGGGAGACACAGGCUGGAUUCAGUGGCUGCAUUUCUGAUGCUGGUAUUUCAAGGUGGUUUUGUUUUCCCUUUGCAUGAUUUUCCCCACAACUGUGGCAUAACAGGAAUAGGAUUUGGAUACCUGGUAAGGUGAAGCGGUGUCUGUGUGUGCAUGUGAGUUUGUGAGGGAGGAAGAGAAAAAGAAAUGUAUGUGCUGAAGAGUCUUGAAAUUCUCUCAAAUUGCACUGUACAGUGAGUGGGAAAAAGGGACUCUGAUGCAAAUGAAGACAUUCUUGGAGGGGGAAAAUCAAAGCUAAAUGUUUAUAUUGGUUUUUUCUUCAGUCUUUCUACAUCAGAAGAUUGACAUGUGAUCUCCACCCAAUUUCUUUGAACAAAGUAUGGAGGACUGAGCAGUGCAGCGUGUUAUGUGUUCCCAGUCCAGGACUAGACAGAGCCCCAGGAUCUGAUUACCUGUGAAAGAUACAGGAAUCUACUCCUGAACACCAGUUCAGUAUUGGGAAUGAAGGAGCCAGAGGGCUCAGGAAGGAGAGAGGAGGAGAAAACAAGCAGGGUAUGUGCUCAGUCACCACUGAUCAUGAGAAGAAUUUUCUCCUACAUUAAAAAGUAACAGAAUCAUCACAAGUAAAGAUUUCUCCAUCUCUUCUGUGAGCAAAGGCAGUGACCAAAGAAAAAGUCCAGUGUGAAUGGUGUGCUAAGCAUUAACAGUCACUAGGGAAGUCAAGAGGGCUCACAGAUGAUAUAUACAGAUAUGCAAUAAGUAUUUUUGAUGCUUCUCUCCUUGGGCAGGUGAGAACAUGAGGAAACCCUACACAACAGCACCUUACAAAAACUCUGAAGUGCAAACUUUCAGCAGCAACCUUCUGUCAUUACACAAAUUAGGUUCAAAUAUGUUUGCCAACAAAAAUGGAACAAGGAAAUAAUGUAAUCCCAUGAUCUCACAUAUCCUGUGUCAAACUAUUUCUUCAUAGAAGGAGGCUUAAUUUUUGGUAUUUUUUUUCAGGCACCUCAUUCUAGGGUGGCUUUUAGGAGCCAGAAUAUCUUUUCAGGCACAUGGAUAUGGGCAAGGCACCAGUUCCUUCCAUUUACAUCUCCCCACACUGUGACAGGGGUGUCUGCAGGCUCACAGAGUUCAGCUUCUGGCUCACUGCCCCCACCAUCCUUGUAGGAACCACGGGUCUGCUGAGCAUGGGGUCGUUGCUAUUAAGGAGCAGCAGUAUUGCUCUGACAGGUGACAUUUCUGAGGUUAUAUUUAUAUUAGGAUAAGUGUAAUAUUUAUUAGCUACUGUGGGUUGCACAAAACAUUAUUGUGGUGGUUUAUGUUCAGUUUUAUUUUGCAGUCUUUCUAUGCACACAAUAUGGACUUUUCCAAACAAUAAAAUUGCUGAGUCUCAA